AUGACUUCCAUUGGCAAAGCAACAAAGUACAACUGGCUCAUCACACGAUACGAAUAUCCCGACAACGAAGAGGGCAAGACGUUCAUCAAAUAUCUGACAGCGAAUCGAGGCAACAAUCUGAAAAAGGUCCUGAAGGACUGGCAAAGAAGAUUGCUGCAAUCAGAAGUGACAAGGGGCGCUGGAGUGCACUAG
Molecule: messenger RNA, 192 nt
Organism: Alternaria ethzedia
Lineage: Eukaryota; Fungi; Ascomycota; Dothideomycetes; Pleosporales; Pleosporaceae
Exons: 2
Coding region: 1-192 (63 amino acids)
Source: RefSeq, a predicted model, not a curated record